Molecule: messenger RNA, 2482 nt
Organism: Dendrobium catenatum
Lineage: Eukaryota; Viridiplantae; Streptophyta; Magnoliopsida; Asparagales; Orchidaceae
Product: long chain acyl-CoA synthetase 6, peroxisomal
Exons: 23
Coding region: 143-2239 (698 amino acids)
Biological process (GO): fatty acid metabolic process
Cellular component (GO): endoplasmic reticulum; membrane
Molecular function (GO): long-chain fatty acid-CoA ligase activity
Source: RefSeq, a predicted model, not a curated record
UAACCGGCGCUCGCAUCAGCCACGAGGCGUGAAAAAUAGAAGAUAUUUCUUUUUUCCGUUCGUCGGUCCAUCCCAUUAUUAAAAUACGAAGCAAAAUUUGGAUAAAUUGAUUGUUCCCGAGAGGGAGGAAAAGUCAAGGACGAUGGAUUUCAAUGCUGAGCGCCGCCUUAGGGCGAUCGCCGGCCAUCUCCGAGCCAUUGUCGGAGGCGAUGAUGCGCGAUCUCAGCUGAGCUCUUGCGCCACCGCGGGAGAAUUUGUUCAGGAGCAGGGUUAUAGUGUUGUUCUCCCUGAGAAGUUACAGACCGAGAAGUGGAAUGUAUACAGAUCUGCACGGUCACCAUUGCAGCUGAUCAACAGAUAUCCAGAGCAUCCAGAAAUAAGAACAUUACAUGAUAAUUUUGUGUAUGCAGUAGAUACUUUCCCGGACUACAAGUACUUGGGGACAAGAAUACGUCCAGAUGGAACAGUAGGGGAGUACAAAUGGAUAACUUAUGGAGAAGCAGGUACAUCCCGAUCAGCAAUAGGUUCUAGCCUAAUAUACCAUGGGAUUCAGAAAGGUGCAUGCAUUGGACUAUAUUUCAUAAACAGACCUGAGUGGAUCAUUAUAGACCAUGCAUGCUCGGCAUACUCAUAUAUAUCGGUGCCAUUGUAUGAUACUCUUGGACCUGAUGCUGUUAGUUACAUUGUAAAUCAUGCUGAUAUACAGGUUAUUUUUUGUGUACCACAAACGCUGAGCAAUUUGUUAAGCUUUUUAAAUAAGAUUCCUUCAGUACGUCUAAUAGUGGUUGUUGGGGGAUCAGAUGAGGAUAUACCUUCAGCUCCUUCAACUGGCCAAUUGACCGUUGUAACUUACUCUAAACUUCAUGAGCAGGGCCAUAGUAAUCUCAAACCAUUUUACCCCCCAGAUCCUAAAGAUAUUGCAACUAUAUGCUAUACAAGUGGCACAACUGGUACGCCGAAGGGUGCAGUACUCUCCCACGAAAAUUUGAUUGCAAAUUGUGCUGGAUCUAGCAUCAGUGUCAAAUUUUAUCCCUAUGACGUAUAUAUAUCCUAUCUUCCAUUGGCACACAUUUAUGAGAGAGUCAAUCAAAUUGCAUUGGCACAUUUUGGAGUUGCUAUUGGAUUUUACCAGGGGGAUAAUUUGAAAUUGAUGGAUGAUAUGGCUGCUCUCCAGCCUACAAUAUUCUCAAGCGUUCCUCGACUGUAUAACAGAAUUUAUGCUGGUGUUAUGAAUGCUGUCAAGACAUCUGGGGGACUGAAAGAGAGAUUAUUCAUUGCUGCUUACAAUGCGAAGAAGCAAGCCCUAUCUAGUGGAAAAAACCCAUCUCUAAUUUGGGACAGGUUAGUAUUCAACAAAAUUAAGGCCAAACUUGGAGGACGAGUUCGAUAUAUGUCCUCAGGGGCCUCACCAUUGUCUCCAGAUGUCAUGGAUUUUCUUAGAGUAUGUUUUGGAGGUCAAAUCAUUGAAGGCUAUGGGAUGACAGAGACAUCUUGUGUUAUAAGUAUGAUGAAUGAGGGUGACACUUUAACUGGCCAUGUUGGCUCACCGAUUACAUCUUGCGAAAUCAAGCUUGUUGAUGUUCCUGAGAUGAACUACACCUCUGAAGACCAUCCAUAUCCUCGUGGAGAAAUCUGUGUUAGAGGACCUAUAGUAUUUCUAGGCUACUACAAAGAUGAUGUGCAGACGAAGGAGGUUGUUGAUGAAGAUGGAUGGCUGCAUACUGGAGAUAUUGGUCUAUGGUUACCUGAAGGACGUCUAAAAAUCAUUGAUAGGAAAAAGAACAUUUUUAAAUUGGCUCAAGGGGAGUACAUAGCUCCUGAGAAAAUUGAAAAUGUAUAUGCAAAAUGCAAAUUUAUUUCCCAGUGCUUUAUCUACGGUGACAGCUUUAACUCGUGUCUUGUUGCAAUAGUAGCAGUUGAGCCUGACAUGUUGAUUGCUUGGGCUGCAUCAAAAGAAAUCCAGUAUGAGAACCUUGAACAGCUUUGUGCUGAUCCAAGGGCACGAGCUGCUGUACUUACAGAGAUGGAUGACGUAGGAAAGCAAGCUCAGCUGCGAGGUUUUGAAUUUGCAAAAGCUGUCACCCUAGUACCAGAGCCUUUCACCGUGGAGAAUGGUCUUUUAACCCCAACAUUCAAGGUGAAGAGGCCUCAAGCAAAGGCCUAUUUUGCGCCUGCAAUUGCUGAUAUGUACACAGAGCUUUCCAAAUUUGAUCCGCCCCCACAAAAGCCAUCAUUGUAACGCCAUCAACAGUUCUUAUUCUGGAGAAAUUAUUACGAGCGGAGUAGUUCGGACAUAGCUUAUAUCUGGACUCCAAUAAAAAUAGGUAAUAUCAGCCUGUACAUAUAUUGUGUACAAUUUAUCCUUGUUCAGCCUGCAUAUGCCUUCUAUGAAAAGGGUAACCUUGGUGCUUUUAUGUAGUUUGAAUUAUUUUGGUCCUUUUGAAAAAGUUAGAAGAUCAAUUUGACUCUUUUCUGUUUUAAA